This is a messenger RNA of Alligator sinensis (Chinese alligator), 3658 nucleotides long. Its product is annotated as occludin-like. The coding region runs from base 1310 to 2854 and encodes 514 amino acids. Gene Ontology annotation, biological process: snRNA transcription by RNA polymerase II; positive regulation of transcription elongation by RNA polymerase II; bicellular tight junction assembly. NCBI's taxonomy places the organism in Eukaryota, Metazoa, Chordata, Crocodylia, Alligatoridae. Gene Ontology annotation, cellular component: transcription elongation factor complex; membrane; bicellular tight junction. The record is from RefSeq and is a predicted model, not a curated record. The transcript has 9 exons. Gene Ontology annotation, molecular function: cis-regulatory region sequence-specific DNA binding.
GGACGUGGGGGCGGAGGUGGUUGCACCGGCCCAGGGAUGGCCCCGCAGCGGGCACUGGCCCAGUGGCUGGGAGAGCCCCCCGGGAAGCCCGUGCUCCUGGCAGGCUGACGGGUCACCCCUGUUCCAUGUCCCUCAGGGACAUCUCGGGGGUGAACUACCCACGUCAGCCCCCAGUGCCCCCAGUAUGCCUUGCUAGGGUCUACUUGGGGCUCCCUGGUACUGCCGUCCCCCGAGCCACCCUCUCUUCUCUCCUGCAUCCGGCUGGCGGAUGGGGUUUGGACUUGCUGCCGUAGGGCAGGGUGGUGGGCUCUGGCACUGGCACAGGGGAUGCUGCUCUGGCAGUCAGGACUCCCGGGUUCCUGGCUGUACACCCUUCAUCUCUGCCCUCAGUCGACCCAGGCUGUGGAGCAGGGCUGUCUGCCUCCGCGUGUCUCUGCAACCCCUGGCACCACGGCUGGGGCUGGAAAAGCAGGAUUCUGCAUUGCCCAGAAAGAAAAGAAAAAAGGUUGAAGGUUUUGCACUUUGGUUUUGAAACCAGAUGGGCAACCUGUGGGAGGCUUUUGUUUCCAGACCCCUAGCAAGGGGGCAUCUGCCCCAGAACGGCCCCUGCGCCGGGGUGCGGGGCCCUCGCUGGGGCUAGGGCAGGCAUAGUUCGAGUUCCCGCUCGGGCGGAUUGGGGACAAGGGCUCAAAUGUGGGUUUCUGUCGUGUCAGAUGUGCCCGGCAGGCACCAAGCCACUUCCGGUCUCGGCAGGGCCUCUGUGCCCAGAAAUCCCCCCUCCUUCCUCCUCCGAGCCCAGGAGCCCUUCCCUAGAGAAGCUGAACCCAAACCAGGGUGUUGUGCUGGGAAAAGCCUUGUUUUUGCUGAAUCGGAGGGUUGCAUGGAAACCUCCCCAAAGCCUCGUGCGGGGAGGGAGGUAAACAGGGAACCGGCUGGGGGAAGUCGAGGGCUUGGAGAUGGGUGCGACCUGCUUGUGUUUUUCUGUCCUGGCGAGGGAGGGAAUGGGCAGGCAGCCAGGCUGGGGCGGGAAGGCGAGGAGGAGGAGGGAGGGAGCCUUGCAGCCACCAAGGUGGGAGCCGGGGCAGGAGUGUGGGGCAGUCUCCUCCCGCAGGCCCAGGCUUCAGCGACAGGGGAUCCCGGCACCGUGGAAGUGGGAUUUGAAACCACCUGAUGCGGCUGCAGCAAGGACGCGCGGGGGGCGCAGGCGCGCUUUGAGGCUGUCUUGAUUCCUCCUUCUUAUCUGUUGUUCAGGCUCGGCAUCGCCCGCAUCCCUGGUCCCCGGCGCUGAGUGCCUGCCGCGUGCUACGCCAUGUACAGCAAGAAGUCCUACGACGGCGCGCCCAUUGCCUACGGCCCCCCGGGCGAUGAGUACGGCUACGAUGCCCAGUCGCCGCCCCCCGGCUCCUACUACAUUGAGGACGUGCCCCAGCACUUCUACAAGUGGAGCUCGCCGCCCGGCGUGGUGCGGGUGCUGGAGGCCAUGGCCAUCCUGCUCUGCGUCGCCAUCUUCGCCUGCGUGGCCUCCACCCUGGCCUGGGAGUACGGCCUGGGCUACGGCGGCUUGUACGGCAGCGGGAUGGGCGGCUACUACGGCGGGACGGGCUACUACGGCGGGGCGAUGGGCUACAGCGGCUACGGCGGGGGCUACGGCGGGGGCUACGGCGGCUACUACGGCGGGGUGACGAACCCGCGGGCGGCCAACGGGUUCAUGAUGGCCAUGUCGGUGCUGUGCUUCCUGGCGCUGCUGGGGCUCUUCGUGGCCAGCCUCACCAAGGGCAGCGGGUCGCGGUCCCGCAAGUUCUACCUGGUGGUGAUCGUGCUCUGCGCCAUCCUGGCCUUCCUCAUGCUCAUCGCCUCCAUCGUCUACAUCAUGGGCGUCAACCCGCAGGCCCAGAUGUCGGGCAGCUACUCCUACAACCCCAUGCUGACCAUGUGCAACCAGAUGUACGCCACCGGCGGCGCCUACCUCAACCAGUACAUGUACCACUACUGCACCGUGGACCCCCAGGAGGCUAUCGCUAUCGUCUGCGGGUUCCUCAUCGUCAUUAUCCUCUGCGUCGUCUGCUUCUUCGCUCACAAGACCCGCAGCAAGAUCUGGCAGUAUGGGAAGCCGAACAUCUACUGGGACAAGCCGCUGGCCAUGCAGGAGGGCCCCAACGUGGAGGAGUGGGUGAAGAACGUCGCCAAUGGCACCAGCACCCACGACGAGACGGCCACGCUGGCCUACUCCGAGAAGCCGACCAGCCCCGUGCACGCCGCACCCAGCGCCUACAGCUACCCGCCCCCGCCGAGCACCUACUACGUCCCCGAGAACUACCACACCGCCAGCUCCCCUGCCCCCGUGAGCGAGGGCCAGCCGGCUACGACCUUUAGCACCAGCAUGCUGGAGGAGAAGGGUCGGGAGAGCACCAGCCGGCCAUCUGCCCGGCGGGGCCGGCGCCGCAGGCGCAACCCCGAGCUGGACGAGUCGCAGUACGAGACGGACUACACCACGGCCAUGGAGUCCAGCGACGAGCGCGACAAGGAUGAGUGGAGCAGCGUGUACCCCCCGAUCACCUCGGACGGUGCCCGGCAGGAGUACAAGCAGGAGUUCGACGUGGACCUCAAGCACUACAAGCAGCUCUGCGCCGAGAUGGACAACAUCAACGAUGAGCUGAACCAGCUGAGCAAGCAGCUGGACAGCCUCUCGGAGGACAGCCCCCAGUACCAGGGCGUUGCUGAGGAGUACAACCGGCUGAAGGACUUGAAGCGGAGCCCCGACUACCAGACCAAGAAGCUGGAGACCAAGUCCCUGCGCAACAAGCUGUUCCACAUCAAGCGGAUGGUGAGCGACUACGACAAGCUGCGGGGGUAGCCCGGCAGGGCAGGGCGGGCAGCCGGACCCUGACGGGGGCGGGUAGCAGCUGCCCGGUGCUAGGAUCAGCCUCUGCAUCCCGGAGAUGCCAAAGACUCGGACCCGGUGCCACCUGUGCCCCGUUGUACAUACGUUUUCGACAAGCAGAGCCUCUGCCUUCGUGCCACUUCCAAACCAUGCCCAGCUGAGCAGGGCCGUGGCAAGACUCAAGACAGCUCUGUGGAUGGCCAUGGGCAUGACCGUGACCCCCUGCAGUCCAUAACGGCAUCCCAGUGGGCACCGGUAAUGCCCUGGAGCUGGCUGAGGGCACCACGCCCUGGAGCUGGCUCGUGCCUUCACCUGUAAAUGUGUACAUACGUGUAAAUGAGCCUGUUUUUACCAUGAUCCCGGGGGCUUUCCUGGCCGGGCACUGGCGACCAGUCCUCGCCCAUGCAGGGGGCUGGGGUCAGCCCAGGCACGGGUGCUGCUCCCCUCGGCCCUGCGAUGGGAGCUCUGCCGUCGCUGCGUGGAUCGCCCAGGAAAGGCCGAUGAGCCGGGACCCCGCUCUGGAGCAAGGCAGCUACCAGGGGCUUCCCCCUCUUGAUUAUUCCCCCCUUGAGAAUUGCCCCCAUGUCCAGUGUCAUCCUGAGCCUGGAGGAGGGCAGGACCCCGUGUGCCAGCCCCUGCUUCAUGCCUGCACCCCUAUCCCUACCCAGCUGAGCCAGCACCCCGUUCCCCAGCUUCCCUCCGGUUGGUUUUUGUAUUUUCUACUCACACAAAAGAAACCUGCGGCUUUUCCUCCGUCUCCCAGUUCUUUCUGGACGU